AUGAGAAUAAUUCUUCGAAAUGAAGGAAACAUCAUGAAAUUCAGAUGCUUUUAUGAUUUCACAAUUCACUUUGUGUAUUGCUAUGUCAAAGCAUUAAAGAACCAUAAAACAUAUUUGUUUUACCUCGAAUUAGCCGAUAAUUAUGCACAAGUUUCAGCUCAUCCAUCCUCGACUUCCAUAAAACCGCUCCAGGAUAUCGGCAAGUGUAAAAUAUUGCAUACACUUGCUGAAUAUUUAAUAAUUCAGCCGUUUGUUGCACUUGCCAAUGAAUCGAAUGAGAAAUUGCUGGAAAUGUUAAAGUUUUAA
Clunio marinus is the source of this 306-nucleotide messenger RNA. Lineage: Eukaryota; Metazoa; Arthropoda; Insecta; Diptera; Chironomidae. The record is from the annotation of a GenBank genome assembly.